CAUGAUGGGCGGUGUGGUCUAACGCAAGUACCAUCCUCUCCCUCUUCAGCUGUUUCCUGGCUAUUUUUACAACCCUCACUCUAAAAAACAAAAUAUUUCUACUUAGAAGAGUUUAAAAGUCACAAGCAAGCCUUCCAAAACAUGUAACUGACUUAAAAAAACCACUGAGUGCUUGAAGUAAUAACGUGGCAUUCGGCUUUAUUUUCAAGCCAACAGGAUAUAUGCCCGGCUCUUAUUUUCAGUCUUUCUCACAGCAAGGGGCAGGAAUGUUUUUUUUGUUUUUAAGCUGAAAGUACACAUCCCGUGAUGAUGUGCUCCAGAAACCUGCAGGCGAAGAACACCCUGGGGUGCAAAGCGCGCAGUUAACGUGUAUGUCAAGGUGUUUACAAAUAGCCCGUUUCUACUGUGCAUGGAUUUGGCUCGUUCUCAAGAAGAAGUCAUAGAUCCCAAGUAUUUGUGGAUCGGUCCAGAUGGAAAAAAUUUAGAAGGGCAAAUGUACGUGAAUCUUAGAGAAACAGGAAAGCUGAUGGUGAUGGGUUUUAAGGAGUCGAUGUCUGGAGCCUACACAUGCACUCUUUCUCACAAAAUCAUAGAAACUACAACACAAGAAGAAAGAGAAGUGUUUGAGGUGUAUAAGUUCAUGGUAUACGCGUACAGAGAAGCUGACCAUGCAUAUCAGGUUUUUGUUCGCUUUGCAACGAAGGAAUGCGAGCUAGCCGCCAACGGCCAGUUCUUUGAGGAACUAAAGAAGAUCUUGAACAACAUCAUCUCCGAUCUGAUGUGUCACAUCAUAGAGCCGUCCUGCAAAUGCCACUCUGUCAAGACACCAAAACAAGGCCUCCUGCAUGAGCUAUUUGUUAGUUUUCAAGUAAAUCCUUUUGCACCAGGAUGGGAGGACGUUUGCCACCAGGUUCCUUACGAUUGUGAAGACGUGACAAACAUCAAAGUUCAAGAGGCAAGAGAUCGUAUUGGGGAGUUUUUCAGUAAACAGACAUACGCUUUGAAGCACGAGUUUCAAACCGUUCCUACAAUACACUACGUGGACAACAGCUUCUCAGUUACUCACGUUGACAGUUGUCGACCAGGCUUUGGGAAAAACGACAUCACCCACAAGAACUGCGCUAGUUGCUGCGUGGUUUGUGAUCCCGGAACUUACAGUCCCAACAGCGACGUGACCUGCCAGAUCUGCGCGCGGCCUCGAGUCAAAGAGUACGGAGCGAGAUCUUGCUAAUAAACUGGCAACAAACUGGGAAGCCGAAGAGCAGCUGUGAAAGCAUGUUUGGUUUUGUGACGUCUUUUUUUUUAGCUACCGAUUCUGGAAUCCUACGUUCAGUUCUGGACUAUUUUGAACAUUUUGACAAUGACAAAACACCGCCGUUCCCGCACCCCUACAUUUCCUGUACUCAGGGAACAUUUAGACUGUUAAAAAACGAUGCAUGAAAUGAAGUGUUUACACAAGGUAAAGUAAUUCCGUGAAAAAACAAAAGGGAUGUUUGUUGUGUGGCCGUUUGUGCACAGAGUCCGUUUCUUGGUGGUGACACCAGCCACGCCACAGCUUCGUGCCACAGUUUGCUCAGAGAAGGAGCUAUAAACGCUGUAGGGGAAGCUGGCAGACAGACGUAGCGGAAUUAUGUGCCACAGUGACAUACGCCAGAAUCUCUAUGAGCAAUUUCUAACAGAUACUAAUAGAAGUAUUUAAUCCUUGUGAUUUAAAGCAUUAAAUGCCCUU
Phalacrocorax carbo (great cormorant) is the source of this 1729-nucleotide messenger RNA. NCBI's taxonomy places the organism in Eukaryota, Metazoa, Chordata, Aves, Suliformes, Phalacrocoracidae. The record is from RefSeq and is a predicted model, not a curated record.